GUUGAAGAUAUUGCUACUGUGAGGUUAAGAGUAGGAAAUAUUGAAGACGGCAAUGGUAUCAAUGGCGUCCAUACCGCAAUUUUGUUGGAUCGCGCAAAAACGUCUCCAAAUAUAAACGUUACUGGUGGGCGAAGGUCACGCAAAUCUUCAUCGGACGAAUGCCCUAUCAAUGAUAUAGAAGAAGAUGACCCGUUGUAUAGCAGUGUAAAUCACAGUGCUGGAAACUCUUUAGUUAACGGUGCUUGCGGCUACAACUUCCGGCGGAACAACCAGGGGUCGAAUAGUUUGUUCGGUGAAGAUCCACUAUAUUCAUCCAUGGACAGUCUUUCUUUAAAACAUGCACGGGAUACCUUUGAUGAUCCUACUAACACAACGAUUUAUUCAAAACCAUCGGGCAUGGUACACAUCAAUAAGGAUUCUGUGUAUACAUAUGAGAAGAGAGGUGGUCCACUGUUUCAAACUGUGAAUAAUGACAUACUUCAAAGCAAUAACAAUUACUUUGUAGAGUCACUGUACUCAGUAGUAAAGAAGGAUACAUCACGACACAAACAGAUUAAAAAUGCUGUAUUGCAUGAAGCUGUUAACAUUGGUAUUCCAAUAGGUUCAUUGGAGUACCAUAAUGAUCAAAAGAGCAAACAACUGUGCACAAGUAUGAUGCAUGACAAUUGUAUGUACUCUACAGCUGGGGAAAUGGAUAAGCAACCAAUACACUGGAGCCAGAGCGCAUUCAUGGUAAGUGAUAAUGCGCAUAAGGUCACUGACGCAAACAACAUAGACCCGAUUUACCAAACUGUGGAUCUAGAAGAGCGGUUAGAUACAACGUGGAAUAAUGAAGAUCUAAGUAACGUUAUUGAAACCAAGCCAAAACAUGAUUGCAUGGAAGUAAACAAGUCGAUGGCACCCAUCGAUGCCAACGUAUGUGCUGAUGACCCGCUUUAUUCAGUCGUUAACAAGAAGGCACCAAAAGCUUUGAAAAAUACAGAUUGGAACAUGACAGUUCCUCCCGCACCGCUUUGCACCCCAUCAGUCGUUCCACCUUACAGCAAAGUUAAUAAGAAACGUUAUGAGAAAGCCUCGGUUUAAUCUGUGCUUCACCUGACGACUAUCCACACGGCGGUUUAACGAAAUAUGAGAUACAGCAGAGCUUUAAAGAAAAAGUUUCUUAUUAUGUACUCACACUUCAAAGAACUUUAAGUUUAUACUUGUGAUGCAUGCAUUUUGAAAAACACACCUUUUUGUCAAACGAGACAUUGGCUUUUGUGUAAUACAGUCAUAAACAAUGUAGAGAUAAAAUUUUCAGAGUUAUAAAUGUUCAU
This is a messenger RNA of Dreissena polymorpha, 1316 nucleotides long. RefSeq lists its product as uncharacterized. The record is from RefSeq and is a predicted model, not a curated record. Bases 316 to 1083 code for a protein of 255 amino acids. The transcript is spliced from 9 exons. NCBI's taxonomy places the organism in Eukaryota, Metazoa, Mollusca, Bivalvia, Myida, Dreissenidae.